AUGCAGACUAUUAAGACAGUGGAGACCCAGGUGCCCUUCCUGAAAGAGAGCUUCUUCACUACCACUUUUAAAGGCAGGAGGAAGAGCAGUGUGACCAAUCUCCUGCGCAGACAACAGCACUCACUCAUUCUUCCUCAGCAGCAGCAACAACAGUGCAUUUUAGAACAACAUUAUCAGCAGCAGCGGCAUCCUCAGCUUCCACUUCCCUCCUCUGCUGGGAAGGGACAAGGGCCGCAGACGCCGGAGCAUCCUCGCCUGGCUCGCUCGACCAGCAACCCGUUAUGCAAGACAGCAGAGCGUGCAGCAGCAGAUGGGAGGAGAAAGGAGGGGCAACAAGAGAUAAAGGAUGAGAGAGUGAGAAUGGCUGAGCAGGGGGGGGAGGGUGAGCGAGUUGUGAGUGGAAGUGAGCCUGUGGCUGCCAGUGCCAGUCUCCUCCUCCUCUCAUCAGCAGCAUCAGCGGAGGCAACAUCAUCCUCACAGCUGCCUUUAACAGUGGUGAGUAGACAGCAGGGAUUAGGCGGCUUUGAAAGGGCUCUGACUAGCAGUGGACCAACAUUAACAACAGCCCGGCAAGAAGACCAACGUGGCCAGCUUCGACCCCAGCAGCAUGGCUUCAUAGCUAAGGGCGUCCGCCUGCUCAGGAACAUGGGUAACCAGGAGGCAAAGCAGAAGAAAGGAGGAGGAAAUGGUGGGACAGCAGGUGUAGGAGAUGGGGAUUCCCCCUGCGAUAGGGAUGCCGAUGACAGGGAAGUGGACAAAAAAUUGAAAAAGUCCCAGAGUAAGGUCAGCAAAGGAGGAGGGGAGAAUGUCACUAAGAAGAAAUCAAAAUCAGAGUCUAAAGGUUCUGUGUUUUCCAGCAUGAGGAUCAGGAAGAGUCUGUCCAAGACAAAGGGGUUGUCCAAGGAGGAUAUCUUGGAAGGUAUGAGAUCAACAGAAUUCAAGCCCAAUGCAGAGGCUAGCCUGUCAGUUGACGACAUGUGUAUGAUAUCGGACGGUGAGGGCGAUCAGGGCCAUUUCACUGGAGUUAGUCGGCAGUCCACAAUAGAUGGGGAUGGCAGGAAGACAAGCUCAGGGUCGGACGCUGACCUCUACAGUUUCCACUCAGCAGCUGAAAAUGAAGAUCUGCUGUCUGACAUCCAGCAGGCCAUCAGAGAGCAACACGGAGCAAGCGAUAUGGUCUUGGAGAAGGUCACUGGCCAAUUCCCUGAUGGUUCCAUCUCAAAAAAUAAAGGCUCUGAGGCUACUAAACAGAAAGAUGUGACAUCUGGGCAGCUACAAAACCUGGGUAAAGAAGUUGUCUCCACCCUGGUAGGUAGUGACAUUUUAGCUCAAGAACAAAGUAUUGAGUGUAUGAUAUCAGAAUAUGAAAGACAUGACAUACCCAUAUCAAGGAAUUUGUCUGAACCAGGGUCCCUGAGUGAGAGUGGCCCAUCGUCUUCAGCACCAGACACAGAGAGAAGCAGUGGUAGCCUUUUUCCAAAGACCAAUAGCACAUACAGCUUCCCUGACACUACUGCCACCACCACCUCUUAUGAGAGUGCUGAGGAGCUCCAGGAUGAGCUGGAGAGUCCAGUUCUGCCUUUACAGCUGAGCCAAGGUGGUGGGGCUACAUUGAGCAAAAACUUGUGUGUGCCAUGUGUCCGGAUAGACCCUGCGGUGGCAGGGCCAAUAGGGUCUCUCAAGAGUGUGAGCAGCAUGGACCUUUCUUUGGAUAGGGAGGAGGAAGAGGAGAAUGGGAGGCAGGACUUCCUGUCCCUUAGGAGGAGAAAGAGUAGCAUGUCCAUUAGCCAGCUGACGUCAGAUGGUUCCCAUGUGUCUUCUCCUAGACGGACAUCCUCCAGUGCCUCAUCCACUGUGAAGCUCUACCCCCCAGUACACCCAUCAUACGUUAAGACAACCACCAGACAGCUUACCUCACCUAUUGCCUCCCCCAUUACCAGCCCCAACGUCCCCAGGAAAACAGAAGGCACUCCAUUGUCAGAGAGUGAGGCCCAGGAAUGGAGGAGCCUCAGACAGAGGUCCUGUUCUAUCGCUGGGCUGCACAGUGUCUGUGCAGAGUGGUCCAAAGAGCUGGACGAGCUGAGAACCGGGCAGGACAGUGGGGCAAAGAUCCUGGAGCAAGGUACACCUGAGAAAGUGCACACAGGUGGAUCUUAUUGGACACUGGGCUCGAGAAGAGCACAUUCUGGCCGCCGGAGCUCCAAUGCCACGCUACUCUAUCUGGAUGUCUUCUCUGGUCGUACUCUGUUGGAGAGGCUGUGUGCACAGAAUGGAGAGGCGUCCACCGAAGAGGAGGCCAGAGAACUCUGUUACCGGAUGUUGGCCUUGGGUCUCCUGCAGGCCUUCAGCGACGGCCCCAAAGAGCUGGACUGGGACAGCACCAUCACAGCGACCCCACCCAUGUUUAAUGAGGAGCAGCUGUACACGUGGGCUUCUUUAGGCCAGCCAGUAUCGUCCCACCAGUGGGACCUGUAUGGGGGGCGUCCCACAGGCAGACUGCAGGCCCAGAGGACCACUCCACAGCAGUUAUCAGCCAAGACACCUGGCGGACUCCUCUCUCAGAGAGAAUCCAGCAGGUUGAAGUCAGGUCAGUCAUCCUCUGAGGAUGAAGGCUCUCUUAUCCCUCAGCUGGAGAGGACCAUUGAUGACCUGCGGAUUAAUAUUGCAGUGCUGCAGGGCCAGCAGACCUCCUUGGCAAAGGACACUGUGGAUAAUACAGGAACUCUGGGCAAUGCUAACCACAAGGCCUCCCAGAUGAGGGGAGGAAGGCUGGGAAAGGCGUGCCAGGAGAUCUCUGUCCAGACUUCGCCUAUGGAGGAGGGCUUUAAGUUUGAUGUGCCUUUAAACAGAAGACCACGCAGCACAUCUUCCUCUGCCCCGAGUCCAGUGUCCCCGUAUUCCUCCAGUGCCGUCACUCCCAAACCCACUCAGGGCUUCGUCUGCACCUGCCAGCAGAGGCAGCAGCAGAGCAGCACCCAUCCGCCUCCUCCUCCCCCAACUCCUCCGCCCACACCUGGCCUCCCACCUCCGCCACCCCCUCCACCUCCUCCUCCUCUAGUUGGUGGAGCGCCUCCACCUCCACCACCACCACCACCACCACCUUUACCAGGGGGCCCUGCUCCUCCUCCACCACCACCUCCCCCACCACUACCUGGGCAGGGGCCUUGUCCGCCGCCACCUCCCCCUCCACUGCCAGGCUUUGGACCUCCACCCCCUCCUCCUCCACCCCCAGGUAUGGGCCCCCCUCCACCACCCCUUCUCCCUGGGAUGGGUCCUCCUCCUCCACCCCCACCUCCAGGCUUCGGGCCUCCUCCACCCCCAGGCCCCAUGACCUCCAUGAUGGUCCAGGAGGCUGUCCCUUCCAAGGCUAUCAUCGAGCCCCCUAAACCCAUGAAGCCACUCUACUGGACUCGCAUACAGCUGCAUGUGAAAAAGCAGAGUGGCUCAUUAGUGUGGGAGAAGAUUGAGGAGCCAACUGUGGAUUUUGAGGAAUUUGUGGAACUCUUCUCCAAAAGUGCCGUUAAGGAAAAGAAAAAGCCAAUAUCAGACACAAUCAGCAAGUCCAAGGCCAAGCAGGUGGUGAAGCUUUUGAACAACAAGCGCUCCCAGGCUGUGGGGAUUCUCAUGUCCAGCAUUCAUCUAGACAUGAAGGACAUCCGCAAUGCCAUCCUAAAUAUGGACAACACUGUAGUUGAUCUGGAGACUCUACAAGCCCUUUAUGAGAACAGAGCUCAAGAUGAUGAGAUGGAUAAGAUUGAGAAGCACAUUAAAUCAGUCAAAGACAAGGAGGAUGCCAAGCCACUAGACAAGCCUGAACAGUUUCUCUUUCAGUUGUCACAAAUCCCCAACUUCUCAGAGAGGGUGUUCUGCAUACUAUUUCAGUCAACUUUCCAUGAAUGCAUCUCAUCUGUUCUCCGCAAAGUUGAAAUCCUUCAGAGAGUAUGCAAGACUCUCCAGAGUGGUAAGUGUGUGAUGCAGGUGUUGGGUCUGGUCCUGGCCUUCGGUAACUUUAUGAAUGGAGGGAAUCGGACUCGAGGCCAGGCCGAUGGCUUCACCUUGGACAUUCUGCCAAAGCUGAAGGAUGUGAAGAGCAGUGAUAACUCCCAGAGUCUUUUGUCCUACAUUGUUGCUUACUAUCUAAGGCACUUUGAUGAGGAUGCCGGCAGAGAGACCUGCAUCUACCCUCUGCCUGAGCCCCAGGACCUUUUCCAGGCAUCCCAGAUGAAGUUUGAAGACUUUCAGAGAGACCUCCGCAAGCUGAGGAAGGACCUCAACGCAUGCUCGGCUGAGACAGAGAAAGUGUGUAAAGUGUCCACUGAAGAUAACCUGCAACCCUUCAAGGACAAGAUGGACGAGUUUCUGAGCCAAGCCAAAACAGAACUGGACACUCAAGAGAAGCAGCUGGCAGACACUCAAAAGAUCUUCUUGGAGUUGAGUGUGUUCUUCUCAGUCAAGCCCAAGGCCGGAGAGAAGGAGGUCUCUCCAAACACUUUCUUCUCCAUUUGGCAUGAGUUUUCCACUGAUUUCAAAGAGCAGUGGAAGAAAGAGAACAAACUGAUGCUGCAGGAACGUGUUAAAAUGGCAGAGGAGUGUUUCAAGCAGGCCAGGGAGAAAGCCUCCUACAACGUCAAACCCAAACAUGCAACUGGAAUAAAAGCAAAGCUGGGUCAGAAGAUCUGAAGCAGAGGAUGGAAAAUGAUCAUCACCAAGCGUCUUGCACACUGUUAGUACAAUCUGACACGGCUCAUAACUCAUUUUUCCUUUCUUUUUUUUUUUUUUGCCUAGAAUUUGUUUUAAAUUAAUUUGGAGCCGUUGUUUAUUGUGAGUUGGUCCAAAGUGGAUAUUACAUUGUUUGAAAGUGCAAUGAAUAAGUACAAACAUUCACAGCCACUACGUGUCAGUACUCAUAGUUAGCUGAGAGAUUACUACCACAAGACACUCUAAAGCUGGGAUGAUUUGAUUUAGUCAAGCCAUUUGACAGAAAACGCUUUCUACAGUUUGGAAUUUGUAGUCAAUAUCCAGCCUUUUUAAGCAAUAUGUAGCCUGUUUUCUUUUUUAUUGCAAUUUGCAAGGCUAGUUUACAAGGAAAAGAUGAACAGCUACACACUUCCUUUGCACACCCCCGUCUCCCCACGUGAAGAGAAGCACAAGAGUUUAAAUGUUGAUGUAGGUACAGAUCACCUGCGAGACAGCAAGUGCCUUAAAACGCAGUGAAACGGUCAAAUAAGUGCUGUAGAAAGGACCUUACUUCUGAAACAUAUCAUCUGUAAUGAAACGUUACAUGUAAUGACAUGAGUCCUACUAAGGCUGAUAAAAGACAAAUUUACUGAAACCACUGACUUGUCAUCAACAUGGUGUUUCAGAACCCAAUAAUAUUUAAAGUUCCUAUUUACCUUCUUCCGUGUGGUUCAUUAUGCUUUAUACCCAAAAGGGGCAUACAUUUAAAAAGUGUGAUCUGAGACAGAUGUACUAUUUGUCUGCUUUAUAUGUCAAUAUUGUUGUACUUUUUGUUUUAUGCAAAAUAAUAUGCAGAUAGUGUUGCUUUUCCUAUUGUGUGUGAAUGUGUGAGCUGCCCAGUAUCCUGUUGGAGCAAGCAGCAUCUGAUUAAACCCUCAUGUGCAAUACCAACAAUAUCUUUUUGAUCAAAUACCUUUGACCAUGAAAAUAUAUAUUUAUUGAAUAA
Myripristis murdjan (pinecone soldierfish) is the source of this 5683-nucleotide messenger RNA. It is a transcript of the gene fmn2a, whose product is annotated as formin 2a. The coding region runs from base 1 to 4680 and encodes 1559 amino acids. The transcript is spliced from 17 exons. The record is from RefSeq and is a predicted model, not a curated record. Gene Ontology annotation, molecular function: actin filament binding. Gene Ontology annotation, biological process: cortical actin cytoskeleton organization. Gene Ontology annotation, cellular component: cytoskeleton; cytoplasm. NCBI's taxonomy places the organism in Eukaryota, Metazoa, Chordata, Actinopteri, Holocentriformes, Holocentridae.